AUGUCCGUUCAAGAAGAAGAGAAGAGAGCAGAGGAUACGUUCAAAAUUUUGCUAUGCACAGAUUGUCAUAUAGGCGUACACGAGCGUGACCCAAUUAGAGGUAAUGAUUCUAUCAACACUCUCAAGGAAAUACUUGAUUUGGCAGUUCAGUAUGACGUAGAUUUCGUUCUCUGUGCUGGAGACCUCUUCCAUGAGCAUAAACCUACUAGCCAGUCUGUCAUACAAACUAUGUCCUUGUUGCGCGAGUAUUGUCUCAACGAUCGUCCGGUGUCUAUACAACUUCUUAGCGAACCAUACGACGAACAGCGUCCAGAUAUCAGCUAUCCAGCGAUAAACUACGAAGACACAAAUCUCAACGUUGGUUUACCCUUCUUUCUUAUCCAUGGCAACCACGAUGAUCCGCAGACUGUCCCAAAUUGGCCAUCAGGUGCACCUUCACUCAGUGCAGUAGACCACCUAGCGACAGCAGGAUUAGUCAAUUAUUUUGGAAAAGUCCAAGUUCCUCCCCUAGACGACGUAAAUGCAGAUGCACUCGACAACGACACUGGUAUAAAUGUGAAACCGAUCUUGCUGCAAAAAGGCACUUCCAAAUUAGCUUUAUUUGGUAUUGGAAACAUACGCGAUCAGAGAUUUAACCAAGAAUUGAAAAAUGAAAGAGUGAACAUGUACGCGCCGUUAGAGGAUGCCGAUGACUAUUUCAAUAUCCUACUCAUACACCAGAAUCGUAUAAACAGAGGUGCAUUACAGGCCGUACCUGAGCAUCUCUUCGAUGAUUCGAUAAGUCUCGUGGUAUGGGGACAUGAGCAUGAUUGUCGAAUCGUACCUGAGAUCGUUUCUGAGAAGCCCUAUCGUAUCACCCAGCCAGGCUCUUCCGUCGCAACAAGUUUAUCAGAAGGUGAAACAGUACCAAAACACGUCGGAUUACUCGAAAUUAAUGACAAAGAUUAUAACCUUACACCACUUCCACUUAAAACUGUCAGACCAUUUGUCAUGAUGGAUGUCAAUCUCCGCGAAGUUGAAGAAACUCAAGGACUAAAAUUCGAGGAUAAGCUCCAAGUGAAUAAAUACUUGAGGCAACAAAUCGAAGAGCUAAUAACGCGUGCUAACGAAGAAUACGCUGAGAGGCAUCAAGGGGUCGAUGCGCCAUCUAUGCUCCCUCUUAUCAGGCUUAGAGUGGAUUAUACAGGCUUUGAGAUAGGAAACCCUCAAAGACUUGGUAUGGAGUUCAGCGAGAGGGUGGCGAAUCCGAAGGAUCUUGUACAUUUCACGAAGAAGAGACAAAUGAAAGCUAAGAGCCAAGUUGUCGCAGAUGCGCCUGAGUUUAGAGACGAUGAUGAAGAAAACGCCGUAGUUGAUAACACGGGUAAAUUGCGCGUUGAGAAGCUCGUUAAUACUUUCUUGCAAGCCCAGAAACUGCAAUUGCUACACGAAGACGGUUUACAAAGAUCUGUAGAGUCAUUUGUAGAGAAAAACGACACACAUGCUAUUGGAGAUUCGGUUGAAAAAAUGGUCGAACAUGCAGUCGAAUACAUGUCGAAGCAGACACUAAACGAUGUUGACGAGGAAGAUGAUAUAGAAAAGGCCAAAGAAUAUGCUGCUGAGAAGUACAACGUGGGCAAGAAGACCACCGAAACCACGGGAAGAUCUGGUAGGGGCGCCAGACACGGGGCUGAUUCUAUGGAAGAAGACAGCAGCGAUGAACCUGCCCCAACAGCGACGACAAGAGGCAGAGGAAGAGGAAGAGCGAGGGCAAGAGGACGCGCUGCAUCGACCAGCACGCGUGGUAGAGCUGCAAGUGCUCGCAGCACUCAUGAUGAUGAUGAAGAGUUGUUCCACUCUUCUGAUGAUUCUGUGCAAGAGACGGCACCUUCGCGUGCGAAAUCUGUCUCUGCGCGCAAUCAAGCUUUAUCUUCACAACCUAGCUCACGUGUGCCGCAACGCAGGAGACGAAACCAAGAGGUAUAUGACGUAUCCUCGGAAGAAGACGAUAGCAGAUACCGCCAAAAACGCAAGCAUUAA
Messenger RNA from Wallemia mellicola CBS 633.66, 2019 nucleotides. Its product is annotated as DNA repair exonuclease. The coding region runs from base 1 to 2019 and encodes 672 amino acids. Gene Ontology annotation, molecular function: 3'-5'-DNA exonuclease activity; DNA endonuclease activity; manganese ion binding. NCBI's taxonomy places the organism in Eukaryota, Fungi, Basidiomycota, Wallemiomycetes, Wallemiales, Wallemiaceae. The transcript has 5 exons. Gene Ontology annotation, cellular component: nucleus; Mre11 complex. The record is from RefSeq and is a predicted model, not a curated record. Gene Ontology annotation, biological process: mitochondrial double-strand break repair via homologous recombination; double-strand break repair via homologous recombination; meiotic DNA double-strand break formation.